AUGGCUCCCCCCAAGGCGCGCCGCAACACCACCUUGGUCGCCGCCCUGUGCUACUUCAUCACGAUACCCUUCCUCAUCCUCGUCCUCAUCGGCAACACGCACAUCAAUGGCGUCCUCAACGAUAUUUACUUUUUCAAGCUCGACGUCUCCCACAUCAUCCCCAUUGCCGUCGACAAUUCCCAGCUGCUCAACUCGGUGGCCCGCAGCCUCGGCCUCCACGACUUUUACUCUGUCGGUCUCUGGAACUUUUGCGAAGGCUUUAUCGAUGAAGGCGUCACCUUUUGCUCCAAGCCGAAGCAGUUUUACUGGUUCAACCCCGUCGAGGUCCUCGUCAGCGAGCUGCUCGCCGGUGCCAAGAUAGCCCUGCCCUCGCAGGUCAUUACCAUUCUCAAGCUCCUGCGCAUCGGUUCACAGGUCAUGUACGGCUGCUUCAUGGCCGGCACUGUGCUCAAUGUCGUCCUCCUGCUCCUCACGCCCCUGGCCACCCGCCGUCGCCUGUUCUCGCUCUUCAUCUCCAUCAUUGGCCUGCUGUCCGUAAUUGUCCUCGUCGUCGCCGCCGUCAUUGCCACCGUCAUCAGCGUCGCCGCCAGGAUCGCCCUGACAGCCCAGGACCAGCUCAACAUCACCGCCGAUAUCGGUAUCAAGAUGUUUGUCUUCAUGUGGAUUGCCGCCCUGGUCACCUUGCUGGCCUUUUUGCUGCACUCGGCCAUGGGCUGCUUCUGCCGUCCGCAGCGCCUGAAGCGAUCCUCGUCGUCUAAGGGUUCUAGUCCCAGCAUGGCUGAGACGAGCCCUAGCGGCCACCACAACGGUGUACUUCCUCGCUUCGUGCGGCGAAACAAGACGAACGGCUCCUCGUCGUAA
This is a messenger RNA of Cordyceps militaris CM01, 861 nucleotides long. RefSeq lists its product as uncharacterized. Gene Ontology annotation, biological process: fungal-type cell wall organization. Gene Ontology annotation, cellular component: plasma membrane; cell cortex of cell tip. The transcript is spliced from 2 exons. The record is from RefSeq and is a predicted model, not a curated record. NCBI's taxonomy places the organism in Eukaryota, Fungi, Ascomycota, Sordariomycetes, Hypocreales, Cordycipitaceae. The coding region runs from base 1 to 861 and encodes 286 amino acids.